AUGGCUCACCAAAAUUCUUCCAAUAUUGAUGAUUUACUGAAUGAUGAUGAGCUCUUUAGUUUUAUUGAUGAUAUCGUACCCGCUCCAGGCACAACCACACCUUCGGGUACCACCAACAAGGCUUUGAAUAUGACGACGUCUACAACAAUACCCAUGCCAUCAAAUAUGUUGAAUAAGAAUAGCUCCAAUAUUGGCAUUACCCAUAAUAUCAUCACGAAUGGUAAUCAAGUGGCUUUCCGCAGCAACAACAUGAAUGCUCUUGUUUCGAACACCGGUGGUGGUUUGGUAGGUAUGCCCACAGUGAUUAGGAACGCUUCUCCCCAACAACCUCCACAGUUACCACAAUUUACAACUCCACCUCGAUUACCAUCCAUUGUCAACACACCAACCACCAAUAACUCUUCAUCAACUCCCACUCCAUUCUCACAAACAACCACAGACCAAUUUUUGAACAUGUUAAAAGAUUAUCAAACCAUUAAUACUAUCAAUCAAGGUCUUCCUCAAAACAGAGUCACACCGCCUCCUCUCCCUCCUUCAUCUCAGUCUAGCAUUACAAAUCCGUACUUUUUACAAAUUGCAAAUCUUAACAAGCAACAGCAAGCAAAGAAUGGCAUGUCCAUUUCCACUCCUCUCCAGUUUAUAUCAACGAGCACACCGCCUCCACCAUCAAGCAAGAGCUCUUCAAUCAAAACACCUCCCUCAAUACCUCCUCAAGCAAUUAUUGCUCAACUCUCCAAUUCAUCGUCCUCCUCGCAAUUUAAGGGAUUUUCCACUAUUAUUGGCGGUUCUUCUAACAAUUCAUCUAACAGUUCAACCCCUUUCAAAGGAGCAACAACACCUCUUAGUUCUUCAUUUAUGGGAAAUGCUACACCACCAUUCAUGCAAACAGGUGCCUCAUCUUCUUCAACUCCACCCAUGAUUCCACCCAACUUUUUCUCCCAAAUUUCAUUGCCACCACCAAUGGCCACUCCUGUUCUUCCGACAAGUACAAAGGGCUUGCUUGAGGUUUCUCCAUCCAAGCCAGGCAAAAAAUGGCCGAAAUUGUUAAGUGAGAUUCAAAAAUUGGAGGUACAAGUGACCAAUUCCGAAAUUUGGAAAAAUUUGGCUUCAAACACAACCGAUAUUUCUUCAGUAAGAUGCUAUGUUCCUGAUUUUGGCUCGGAUUUCGAUAGUUAUGAAGAUGAUGAUUUUGAUGAAGAUGACGAUGAUAUGUUUGUGGAUGGAGAAGAUUUCAAUAAUAUCGACGAGGAAUCGUUUGAUUUAAGCAAAUUUGAAAAGGUGAAAUCGCAAGGCGUGAAAAGAACACGAUUUGGAGUCUCAAAGUCAUCAAACAAAAAUUCACACAAUUCCUGUGUAUAUUUAUUUUCUGCAAAUAGAGAACUUAUUGGCUACGUGUCAUCUAUGGAAUAUAAUGACUGCCUUGUACCUUUGUCAAAACACAAGAUUAUCAUGGUUUCAGUCGCAAAUGCAUUGAUUGAAGGGACAGGUCGCAAUUUUAUUUCUCUAAAAGUUUUUUUGGUCAAAAAGGCCUUGGUUUCUGAUAAGAAUCUAUUAGAAUCAAGCACAGACUCCAAUGAAUCAAAUCCAUUUUCAUUGGCUAAUAUUGAACGCAUGUCUGAUGACCAAAUUCAAAUGUAUCACGUACGAAAGAACUUUCUGAAAAAGCUCUUUGAAUUAUUGGAUAGAAAUUCUGGUGUUUCCAUUAUAGGUAGUUCCUCAUCUUCAGAAUUGUUUGUAAAUAAUACUGCCAAUUUCCAACUAUCAAAAUUACGAAAAACCAAUGGAUCAGAUGUUUCCUUACAUAAAUCGAAACAAGAGGAGGAAGAUGAUCUUGAUGCAUUAGAUGACACUGAUUUGGAUGAGUAUAUCAUCCAAAAGCCAGCAGCACAAACGAAUGGAGCUUCAUCAUCAUCUUUCCAUAACCUUUCUGACAUGGAGGGAGAAGGUCUGGAUAAACAACUCGAAGAGCUCUAUGAAGAAAUUGAAAAAGUCAUUGUUGAUGAUGAAAAUGCUCCCAAUACAGACGAUAAUUCUGAUGAAGAGUAUGAAAUUAGUCAUCAUGCCAUCGAAAUUCCAGAAGAUUCUCUAUUGACUACAGAGCUUAGAAGCUACCAAAAGACAGCUGUGAAAUGGAUGUUAAAGAGAGAACGUAUCGGUGAAGACAAAGCCAAAUCUGCACCAAAGUUACAUUCCUUGUUCCAGGAAAGGAAAUUUCCUGACGGUACCCCAUUUUACUUUAAUCCACUUCAUGGCGUGAUUACUUUAACCUUUGUACCAGCACCACCUGAACCUAAGGGUGGAAUACUUGCCGAUGAAAUGGGUCUCGGAAAAACAGUUGAAGUUAUUGGCCUUAUUGCCUCCAAUAGAAUCAAGGGAAAGAAAUCGACUCCAACGAUUGUGAGCGAUAAGUAUUUCUCCACUGCUACGUUGGUUGUCACUCCUCUAACUAUCGUAGAUCAAUGGAAACAAGAAAUUGAACGUCACACCAACAAUCAACUCUCAGUUUAUGUUUAUCAGGGCAACAGACGUAUUCGUGAUGUUGCAACACUAUUGAAAUAUGAUGUAAUAAUUACCACCUACAAUACUUUGAGUUAUGAGUACAGCCAAACAUUUAUAACAAAGGAAAGAGCGAAUGCGAAGAAAAAGACAAAAGAUUCUGCACCACAACAACCAAGUCCCAUCUACAAGAUGAAAUUUUUCCGUGUAGUUUUGGAUGAAGCUCACAAUAUCAAGAAUAGAAAAUCUCUUCAAUCUAGAGCUACCGCAGCAGUUGAUGCUGAAAGAAGAUGGGCAGUAACUGGUACUCCAAUCCAAAAUCAUAUUGACGAUUUGUACUCUCUGUUCCACUUUUUGAAAGUGAAUCCUCACGGAGAUUGGAGAUGGUGGACCAAAUAUAUCGGAAAACCAUUUGAAAAGAAAGAUAAGAAAGCCAUUGAAGCCUUACAAUCCGUGAUCAAAAAAUUGGUUAUUCGUAGAACAAAGAACAAGAGAGUGAAUGGAAAGCGUAUUGUUGAGCUUCCUAAGAAACAUGUCGAGACUGUUUCGAUACAAUUUUCACAAGCCGAAAUGACAUUCUACAAAUCUCUCUACGAGUACAGCAAGGGCAAAUUUAACGAAUUUGUGAGAAGCAAUACUGUUCUCAAAAAUUAUGCAAACAUUUUGGAAAUGCUUUUGCAUUUGAGACAAGUUUGUAAUCAUCCUGCCCUUAUCAUUACAAGCUUCCAAAAGAAGACGGACAAAUCGACCAUGAAUGGAUUUUUGGAAAACUUUGAACAAAAGAAUGGAUUUGAGGUUUAUGACACUAUUUUACCCAUGUUACCUCAAGUAUUGAAACUAAACAAGGAAAAGCUCAAGAUGAGACAAAAUAAUGAAGGCGAGUCGGUGAUUGCCUCUCAACUGAAGAGUAUCAAUGUUAGCAAAUACAUGAGAAUGAACUGGAGAUCAAGCAGCAAGAUUAAUGCACUCAUUGAAAAAUUACGUUCGCAGGAAUAUGGUACAAAAUCAGUUGUAUUCUCUCAAUGGACGUCCAUGUUAGAUUUAGUGGAGGUCGCACUUGAAAAGUCAGGAAUUCGCUUUGUUAGAUUAGACGGUAAAAUGCAAAGAAAAGAUCGUGACGAUGCUGUUCAAAAAUUCAAAUACGACAAUACCAUUCAAGUCUGUCUAAUUUCUUUAAAGGUUGGAGGUACUGGACUUAACUUGGUUUGGGCCACCCAUGUCUUUUUACUUGAUCCUUGGUGGAAUCCAGCAAUUGAAGAACAAGCCAUUGACAGAGUUCACCGUAUUGGUCAAGAUAAGCCCGUUACAGUUUACCGAUUUGUUGUCAAGGACUCCGUUGAAGAGCGUAUUUUGAGCUUGCAAAAGAGUAAGACUAAAAUUGCCAACGAUGCCCUUAAUAUUGGAAGCGAUGAUGACGAAGAUGAAAGUUGUACGACCUAUGGAACGUCUUAUUUGGGUGGAUUUGGUGGAGGAGCUCUCAAGAGAAAAUACGAUUCUGACGAGGAGGUUGAAGACGAAGAUGAUGGCUUUGAUGAAGUGACGAUUGAAGACCAAUUCGAUGACGAAGAUGAAGUGAGUGGAGGCAUGUUUGGACAUACCAAGAAAGAUGCUCAAAAACUUCGCCUCAAAGAGCUCACCACCAUAUUCGUCUAA
Molecule: messenger RNA, 4149 nt
Organism: Naegleria fowleri
Lineage: Eukaryota; Heterolobosea; Eutetramitea; Acrasida; Naegleriidae
Exons: 2
Coding region: 1-4149 (1382 amino acids)
Molecular function (GO): ATP-dependent chromatin remodeler activity; ATP binding
Source: RefSeq, a predicted model, not a curated record